Messenger RNA from Tarenaya hassleriana, 843 nucleotides. RefSeq names its product ABC transporter C family member 5-like. The transcript has 2 exons. The coding region runs from base 3 to 491 and encodes 162 amino acids. The record is from RefSeq and is a predicted model, not a curated record. Gene Ontology annotation, molecular function: ATPase-coupled transmembrane transporter activity. NCBI's taxonomy places the organism in Eukaryota, Viridiplantae, Streptophyta, Magnoliopsida, Brassicales, Cleomaceae. Gene Ontology annotation, cellular component: vacuolar membrane; plant-type vacuole. Gene Ontology annotation, biological process: transmembrane transport.
UGAUGGAGCUUCAGCGGCGUUUGGUUGAGAGAGAGGAGGAGACCCAUUCCUCUGUGGGUAAUGAUGUCACCUUCGCACAAGCCAGUCUAUGGAGUUGGCUCGCGUUUCAAUGGCUGAAUCCACUUUUCAGACAAGGCCGAGUUCGGAAACUCGAGUUCCGCCAUGUUCCUCCGGUUUCCCGGUCAGAAUCCGCCGACAACGCUCCCUCUUCCCUCGAGGAGUCUCUCUCCAAGCAAAGGUUCGAGGAUCUGACUCUGCCUUUCGCCAUUGCAAGAACCAUUAGCCAUUCUCGCACGCUCAACGCCGUUUUCGCAGUGCUCAACACUGUUGCAUCGUACGUUGGGCCAUUGCUUAUAACGACAUUCGUGAACAUCUUGCACGAGAAACAGACAAUCUCCAGUGACGGUCUGGUUCUUGCCUUUGUCUUCUUCUUCGCCAAGACAGUGGAGUAUUUGAGUGCUGCAGACAUUGGUACAUGUCCGAACCCAUAAGUUUCAGUAACAGUGAUUUCAUAUACUUCUCCACAAGUAAAUUUCAAAACUCAUGGUUACACUCAGUCAAUAGACAAAAUGGAAUACACUUUCUUCAAUUUCAAAAUGGAAAAUUCUUCAUAAUUUAUCAAUUUAUAAACUAAAAAUUGAUGAUGAUUCUCUUUCUAGUUUAUAAACCAAUCACAUUUUAAAAAACUGUCACAUAGGAUACUUAGGUGGCUUCAUGAGAAGCCUUCAAAUCCAACUUUUAUAUAUAUAGAUUUAUAAUGGACGUGAUUAUACAAACAGAACAUAUCAAAUACAAUCCUGAAGAUUCAUUCCAUGGGUGUAAAACUACCAAAACUGUUUGAAU